This is a messenger RNA of Coregonus clupeaformis (lake whitefish), 2670 nucleotides long. RefSeq names its product leucine rich repeat containing 56 (gene lrrc56). NCBI's taxonomy places the organism in Eukaryota, Metazoa, Chordata, Actinopteri, Salmoniformes, Salmonidae. The record is from RefSeq and is a predicted model, not a curated record. The transcript has 12 exons. The coding region runs from base 65 to 2044 and encodes 659 amino acids.
CAAACUUGUGCAUGUCUUUGCAAAUGCUCUGAAGAAUGUGCACUUCAUAAGGUGUCUGUGAGUGAUGAGUUGUUCCCAGGACUCUGUGCCCCUGGCGCAGCCGGGCACAGCGAGGGUACUGGUGACAGAGCUGAGUGGGUCUGGUCAGAUGAACCCAACCCCUGCUGCUUAUGAGGACUCUGACAUGCAGGUGGAGCUCUACCUCUCUCCAGAAAAGCUGGUGGGGCUCCUAUUGAAAGCCUUGUCGGGAACAGAAGACCUCGGUCGGGUCACCUCCCUGGAAAUGUGUGUGGACACUCAGGAGAGCACUCUGGGCAACUUUGGUGCCUACUUGCCCAAGCUGGUGCAGCUGAAAAUGAACAACAGUAUUAUAAUGUCAGUGAGGGACCUGGGAACCACGCUGUCCCACCUACAGGUGCUGUGGAUGUCUCGCUGCAACCUGGCAGACCUGGAUGGGAUUCCCUCCUUCUCCUCUCUCAAGGAGCUGUAUGUGGCCUACAACAGUGUGUCGGACCUGAGUCAGGUGAGCAUGCUGGAGAAUCUACAGCUGUUGGACCUGGAAGGGAAUGAUGUGAAUGACCUGGUGCAGGUGCAGUACCUGGGCCUCUGCUCCCAGCUCCGCACACUCACCCUGGAGGGAAACCCCGUCUGUAUGUGCCCCCACCCCAAUGCCACACAGGAGGAGGAGGAAGUGUACUGCUACCGGUCGUCGGUGAGGGAGCUGGUCCCACAGCUGCGUUACCUAGACGACAUUUGUGCCGGGGAGGAGGCGGGGCUUGGCUGCAGCAGCUCCAUGGGGGAAGACUGGGCCCUGCUCAGAGAGUCUAUCAAAGACUGCAGCUCUACAGAGACAGCAGAGGAGGAGAGAGCAGCCAGUGUGUGUGCCUACUCCAGACCCAGCUCUGGCCAGCGCCCAGUUAGCAGCCUCUCCAGUUCCCGUCCCGCCAGCCGACCGGUCACUGCCAGGCCCCUCUCAGCAGCCGGCUCCAGACCCCUCUCUGGGUCGCGACCCUUAUCAGCGGCUGGGUCCAGAGUCCUCUCCCCUCCCGGGUCCAGAUCCGGUUCUGCUGAUGCAGAUCCAGCCUCUGUGGACCCAGACGCUAGCGUUCUGACACAUGGUGCAGGGAAGAUAUUGUUCUGUGGGAACCCUGUCCAGGCCCUCAGAGCCAGGCGACAGAAGAUGAGGACUGCAGCCCCCUCCCCUGUGCCCUCUCCUAGCACCCCGCCCCUCCAUGUUCCAGAGCACACCUAUGACCUUGAGGAGCAACAAGGACGCCAUCGCAGUGAUGUGUUCUCUGAGCUCAGGGCCUGGAGGGAACAGCAUAACAAACGUUUAUUAGCCAUGGAAAGGGAUGGGCCUCCGAUACUGACCAUCCUCCAUGCUGAUGAAGAGGAGGACGAUGAAGAUGAUGAAGGAAGUCUCAGCAUUUUCAGUGGCGUGGAGGGAAAUAAAGAGAGUGCUGGUUUGAGUCACUGGUUAAACACUGGCCCGACAGACUCAUCUUUCCAGUCCCCCUCUCCAGAUGUGUUUCAGAGAGAAGCCAAAUCCCCUGAAGUGGCCCGGCUCUCCCUGUCCCCUGACCCCACUCUGUCGCCCUGUCCCCCUCAAAGUGCCACAUCAGCUCCUGGUAGCCGAAGGCUAUCAGUGCUGCGAGCACGCAGACUGAGGCUCAGUGGUGGGGUGGCUGGGGCUGGGGCUGCUGUAAGGCCUGCUGAAGACCACACAGAGUCAGGGACGAACACAGGAGUCCCAGGCUUGGCGAACCAGGGGCUCCAGGAGGCUGUGUGGCCCAAAGUCCCUCCGCUGCCCAAGGCAACUUACCACAUGCCCCACAGGCCAGCCUCCAGCCCACUGGUCAGAGGGCUCAGGUCACCAACAGGCGGAGCUUCUGUGCAGUCUGUUAACGGGCAUCAACCAAUCGUCUUAGGCAGACCACCAGGGAGGCCGGCCAUUAUGCGUCCUCGCACUGCCAGAGCAGCUCUGCAGAAAACGCCACAGUGCCUCACACUCCAGCCCAGCAGGGGGAACUCUCACUUAGACUGAGCCACACACUGUGUGUGUGAUGUAUGGGGCUGUAUGGGGUUGUUUCCUGAGAGGGGAACACUCAAGACAGGAGCUGAGGCAGAGAUGGAACAGAGGCAAAGAUUGAGAUUGUCCUCCAGGUCCCCGCUCUCUUCUGAGCUGAGCUAUCUUGUAAUGUGAAGACUUCCUUAGAGUGCAGUGACAAGUCUCCCUCUAUGUUAUGUUUAGGAAAGAGGACCCUGGGGGCUGGAUUACAUCCAACAGUCGCUUGAAGAAUGGAACAUAAAAGCUGUGGAAUCCAAGUGUGAACUUCCUAUCUCAAUGUUCUGACUUCCUCUGAUGGACAGUUAGAGAAUCCCCUGCAUCCCUCUGCUGUCUCAGCUCAGCAUAGUACAGUACUGACAAUGACUCUGAAACUGAGUUCACAGUGGCUUUACUGAGGACAACGGCUCUAUUUGAAAGGGUUUAUAGUUUGGUCAAAUAUAUAUUUAUUGGAAUGGCCUUUAAAUUGAAUUAGUAUUUUUUUCACAAUGCUGAAUUGUUGUGGGACUGAAGUGUGUUUUUCAGUUUGAAUUACAUUUUGUACUGUUUUUAUUCACUCAAGUACUACCUUAUCCACACCUUAAAUAAAAACAUAGUUUGAUCAA